AAGGGGAUUUUAAGAAGUUAUGUUAUUAAAAUAAAAUUAGAAAUUGUAUUAAUAGAGAUUCAGAUAGUUACAGAUGACGGAGGCCAUGUGCAGUGUCGUUGGCCGGGCCGGUGGCGCCCCCGGUGGCCGGCAGCGGUACUGAGAAUCCAGCCGGAGCCUCGCUGCGUUGAGUCAGUCCGCCGUAGCUCUGCCGACUGGAGGGAUGUGACCCCGGAACAGGACGCCCUCCUACAACAACACACCAUUCAAACAGAGCACAGAAGAAAGUAAAGCUGGACCAGGAGGGAGCCACAGGAGCAGGGGGGAUGAACCGCGAGGAGGCCCCGGGGAAGUCUCCUGAAGACAUGUACAUCCAACAGAAAGUGCGGGUCCUGCUCAUGCUAAAGAAAAUGGGAUCAAAUCUUACACCAAGUGAAGAGGCUUUUCUCCGGAAUUACGCAGGUGUGGUCCACAGUCAGAUGAGCCAACUCCCACAGCACAACAUAGACCAGGGUGCAGAGGAUGUGGUGAUGGCGUUCUCACGGUCAGAGACGGAGGAUCGACGGCAGUGACCCUGGCCCCCCCACGUCCCCUCCCGCCCAUCCCGCCCCGCCCCGACCCCCACCCCGCCCUGCACGUGAUCCACAACUCCAUUAAAACUCCACAAACACAACACUGAUGAGCUCAGGAGAAGAGGGAUGCCCAGGAGGGACAGAAGAGGACGGGGAGGUGGCCGCCUCGCCCUCCGCCCGACCUCUUCCACCCCGACGACUCCUCGUACAAGUCGGCACACCGUUACCUGAGAUGCACUCAAGUGGGUCACUGUGGGCUGAAGCCUUGGCGACAAGGCGGUCAGUGAAAACACUCAUAGAUUGUGUGGAUGAUUAUCAAAUCUAGGUUUUUUUUUUUUGGUUUUUUUUUGGGGGGGUGGAGGGAGGAUGGUUUUGUUUUGUAUCGUUUUGUCUGUGUUGAGGCUUUAGGCAGUGUUACGUGUUCUACCUGCUGCGGUCACUGGAGGAAACUGACCAGUCGGCGGUUGACUGAAGCAAAGAGAAAUAUAGUUUUGGUCAAGCAGCGAAUGUGUGAUGGUUGGUUGUGUUAGAAGAGAGAGAUUUUAAGUAUUUCUGCAUACCCUAAGUGGGCUAAAGUUGUUUUCGGAUUAGCUGUUGUUGCGUUAAAGGCUUUUUGUACUCUGUCCACCAGGGGCCUCAUUUAUAAACGCAUUGAAUAGAAGCAUGACUCCCACACAGAUGCUGGGAUUUAAGGGUGUUACUGGUCUAUCCAUACGUUUAUGGAAACUUGCAUGCUAAAGACAAAAUGAAUUAAAGUUCAAAAACCUCAAGUCAAAUGCAGUGAACAAAAGAAAAUCCAAUUUGUAAGUGGUUCGUAAUGCGUUUGUCAAAAGCUGCAAUGUCUCUUGUGGACAUUAAUAAGUGGAGGAUCAUGCAUAAAUAGAUACUGAAUGACCGUAAAGUUAAACCCCUUUAUAAUAAUGUAGAAUACAUCCUCAAAAGGGUUACAAUUUGGCAAUUAUUGUACAUUAACAAGCACUUAUUGCUGUGUACAACCCAUUAAACUGUCUUUUAAAUCAUGUGUCAAUCAUGUGUUAUACCCAUACCUGCCCAUAAAUAAUUAAUCAUCUCUCUUCAAAUCUAACUUAAUUACACCUGUUGUGUUGUUCAUGUGGUUGUAAAGUAAACCCCCGUCACUGCUGUCUGCGACACGCCGAUCUACCUAAACCAGAGACAAAAACAGCACCCACCAAGUCCGACCGACUCAAAAUCACCCGCAUUUUCUGCUCCGUGACAUUUCUCCUUGUGAUUUGCAGUAUUGCUUCAUGUACAAAUCCUAUAAUGACAAGCUGAUUGAUGUGUGUGUUAACAGUCACACCAGGCCCGUCGUUAAUCAUUCGUGUUUAAUUACGCGAGCUAACAGGGCGGCGUGACGAGGCUCGCGCCGUGAUCGAUGAGAUUUCGAGCGUUUUUCUUUCGGGUUUGUUUCCACGCGGAAUCCGUGCAGCGUUUUUUAUAAAUGAGGCCCCGCUUGUUCUUUCUGCUGCUUUAUUUUGAACCAUAGGCUGUCGAGAGUGCAACGAUGCUUUUUCUCACGAGGGGAAGCGCAAGAAUUAAAAAGACACUACCAGACAUAAUCGCAUCAAACGUGAAACACAGGUGUACGCGUUCUCCCCAAACAAAUACUGGCUUUGGGU
This is a messenger RNA of Stegastes partitus (bicolor damselfish), 2188 nucleotides long. RefSeq names its product catenin, beta interacting protein 1 (gene ctnnbip1). Gene Ontology annotation, cellular component: beta-catenin destruction complex; nucleus; cytosol. The record is from RefSeq and is a predicted model, not a curated record. Bases 306 to 551 code for a protein of 81 amino acids. The transcript is spliced from 4 exons. Gene Ontology annotation, biological process: negative regulation of Wnt signaling pathway. Gene Ontology annotation, molecular function: beta-catenin binding. Lineage: Eukaryota; Metazoa; Chordata; Actinopteri; Pomacentridae.